UUGGAUCAUGGACUUCUACUUUUAUGGCCCAACCAACGGUAAAGAACAACAACAGACCCACGCCUCGGAGAUUGAUAGGCCGUAGAGUUUUAAUUAAUCGAUCAACGAAAGGCAGGACUCAGAUCGAUCGACUGGGAAAUGGAUAAGAAAGCAAUGGAAGGCGAAGAAGAAAAGCAAACCAAGGAGGAGGAGGAGGUAGUGGUGGAUUGCAAGACUUGCAAGCGGUGCAGACACAGCUACUCUCCAAAAUCCAAUAACCCUAAUUCAUGUCGAUAUCAUCCUUCUUUCUUCGUGUGUCGUCGUCACGACGAUCAGAAAAGGUACUACGAGUUGGGAGCUGAUGAUCCUCCUUAUGCUGCCAAGUUUUACGAUUGCUGCGGAGCAGAAGACCCGCAAGCAUCUGGAUGUGUUACCAGUUUCCAUAUCUCGUAUGAUGAUAACUAAAACUGGAGAUGUACUAGUUAGUAUGUUAUUCAUCAUGGGUAUGUACGUACAUAAACAACCUUUUCAUGUGAAAUUGGAGACUUUUUUGCUUUCUUCCUUAAGGAACGGAACAUUUGUAUUGUACCUCUGCUCAACUGUGGGGAAAUUGGUGUAGGAUUUCUGUGAAAACCUGUCAAGCACAUUAACCCCCUUGCUUUUGUAUAAACUCUCUAUCUAUAUAUUGCAUUUUGAAGGCCGGGGCUGCUGUCUUGUACUGCUGUAUCUAUGCCCUGCCCAAGAAGUACCCA
Molecule: messenger RNA, 731 nt
Organism: Coffea arabica (coffee)
Lineage: Eukaryota; Viridiplantae; Streptophyta; Magnoliopsida; Gentianales; Rubiaceae
Source: RefSeq, a predicted model, not a curated record